This is a messenger RNA of Ixodes scapularis (black-legged tick), 1196 nucleotides long. Its product is annotated as target of rapamycin complex subunit lst8. Gene Ontology annotation, molecular function: protein binding. The transcript has 8 exons. Bases 81 to 1118 code for a protein of 345 amino acids. Lineage: Eukaryota; Metazoa; Arthropoda; Arachnida; Ixodida; Ixodidae. Gene Ontology annotation, cellular component: TORC2 complex; TORC1 complex. The record is from RefSeq and is a predicted model, not a curated record. Gene Ontology annotation, biological process: TOR signaling; regulation of actin cytoskeleton organization.
GGUAGUCAUCUAUAUGGGAGUUUAGGAGGCAGACGAAUUUCGAUUGCUGUUGAAUCGCCUAAUUUUUAGAUGUAAGCGAUAUGGGAACCGACGCCAACGGUGAUCAGGUGAUCUUGGCUACGGGAGGCUACGAUCAUAGCAUACGGCUCUGGCAAGCACACAGCGGUCUGUGCCAAAGAACGCUCCAGCACGCGGACUCCCAAGUGAAUGUGCUUGAUGUCUCUCCGGACAGACAGCACAUUGCAGCAGGCGGCUACCAGCACAUCAGAACGUACGACAUCAAUUCAGCCAACUCAAACCCGGUGGUGAGCUACGAAGGGCACACCAAGAACGUGACAGCACUCGGUUUCCACGAAGAUGGUCUCUGGAUGUACUCUGGCGGCGAAGACUUUUCCGCUCGAAUUUGGGACUCCAGGUCACGAACGCCAGCGUGCCAGCGUGUGUUUGAGACCAAUGCACCAGUGAACUGCGCCUGUCUGCAUUCGAACCAGUGUGAGCUUUUCGUUGGAGACCAGAGCGGGGUGGUCUACGCCUGGGACCUCAGAACAAACCAGAACGAACAGGUGGCUCUGGACGUGGAUGUGUCGGUGCAACAUUUGGAUGUCGACUCUAGCGGCCAGCACUUGGCGGCCAUCGACAAUAAGGGCGUCUGCUACCUGUUCACGCUGUGUGCGGGGACGGACAACCAAAUGGCGAGCCCCGAACGUCUCGUCAAGUUUGCCGCUCACAAGCGCUACGGACUCAAGUGCCGUUUCAGCCCUGACGGAAGCCUGCUGGUGACGUCGUCGGCCGACGCAACCGCCCGCGUCUGGCGCCUCUCCGACCUCCUGGCGUCGGGAGACGACAACGGACCGGAGCGCCUGGUCAGGCGGAGUUCGUCCCAGUCCUCGGCGACGCGGGCCUGGAAGGUCGCCGACAUCCUGCCCACUGCCGAGCUCAGCAACGCCAACCAGCGCUGGGUCUGGGACGUGGCAUUCAGCGGAGACGCGCAGUUCCUCAUCACGGCUUCGUCGGACAGCGUAGCUCGCCUCUGGAGCGUCGAACCAGCGGAAGUAAAGAGGGAGUUCAGUGGACACCAGAAGGCGUUGACGGCACUGGCGUUCCGGGACGGAGCCUGAUUUAUUUAUUCCUAGAGGAAGUCUCGUUCCCGACUUGCUGUACGUCCAUAUCACAUCUAUAAAAUGUGUCCCACAGUU